Zymoseptoria tritici IPO323 is the source of this 763-nucleotide messenger RNA. RefSeq lists its product as uncharacterized. The record is from RefSeq and is a predicted model, not a curated record. NCBI's taxonomy places the organism in Eukaryota, Fungi, Ascomycota, Dothideomycetes, Mycosphaerellales, Mycosphaerellaceae. The transcript has a single exon. Bases 140 to 655 code for a protein of 171 amino acids.
UGCAUUGCAACGCCUUCUUGAUGAAGCAAAUUGCGUACAGCAUUCUGCAACAGCUACAAUCGAGAACCUCCAGAAGAACCCUGAAGCUCUCGCAGCCGUUGCUCUGACUCUUGCCGAAAUCUCCAAUCUCGUCGCCAAAAUGAGUCCCGGCGCCAUCAUGGCGAUGAAGAGCGCCUUUCCCGCUAUACUCGCUCUGCUCGCGAGUCCGCAAUUCGCCAUCGCUGCUGGUGUCGGCGUCGGCGUCACGAUCAUCGCCUUCGGCGGCUACAAGAUCAUCAAGAAGAUCAAAGCAAGGGAUGAGAAGAAGUUGCUUGAGGAUGGUGUUGCGAUCCCGGAAAGUCCGACCGAGGAGAUGGACGAGCUGCGCGAACUUGAUCGAAUCGAAAUGUGGCGUCGUGGUAUCGCGGACGAGCAGGCUGCAAGCUCGGUCGGAACCAGCGUCGAGGGCAAUUUUGUCACCCCUGGCGCGACGCGGACAUUGAUUGAGGAGGGAAAGAUCACAGAGGCGGACCUUAAGCCGAAGGAGAAGAAGCAUCGCAAAAAGAAGUCGCGGAGUGAGGCGAGUGGAUCUACAAGCAAGACGAGUAAGACGAAGAAGACGAAAGCUUCGAAGGAACCGUCAAUGUUCCGGUCGCUCUUCAAAGGGAAUGCAUGAACAUGGUUGAGAUUUCGGUGGAUUUGGUCAGAUUUGCAUGUGAGCGCUUGAGCGAAUGACGUUGGAAUCAUGUGCCUAUAUAGCAGGGCUUUACAGAUGAAGAAUGAA